Messenger RNA from Trichechus manatus latirostris (Florida manatee), 1125 nucleotides. RefSeq names its product proline rich 19 (gene PRR19). Lineage: Eukaryota; Metazoa; Chordata; Mammalia; Sirenia; Trichechidae. The record is from RefSeq and is a predicted model, not a curated record. The coding region runs from base 1 to 1125 and encodes 374 amino acids. The transcript is spliced from 2 exons.
AUGGACCCUCGGGGGCCAGCUCCCCAACCUUUCCAGCAGCCUGAGAAACUGGGUCGUGUCCGCCGUCGGAAGACCAGGCGGGAGCGUAAUGAGGCCCUGGUGGGCAGCCGGCGGCCAGCAUCCCGUCAGGAUCCUCCAGUGGCCAGUCGGGAGCCAGAUGUGACCCGUCAGAAGCCACCUGUGGCCCUCCGGAAUCCUGUGGCCCCUGCUGCCCCCAAGCUCGUGGUCAUAACCCAAAGCCGGCUGAGCCGGGAGCACUGGGGUCUCUUCAGCCACGAGGUUAAAUCCCUGGACGUGGCACGACUGCUUAGCAGUAGGGUCCUGGAGCCAGGUACCCCCCCACUUCCCACCAGGCCCUCCCCAAGCCUGGAGAGCACCCAAGAACCAGCCCCACAGUCAAGGGGCAAGGAGAACCAGUUGCCUGGAGGCUCCGGCCCAGGCCCACCCAGUCCCCCAGAGCUCCCUGGCAUGGGUCAGCUGCUGCAGGAGCUGCAGUGCCACCUGAUUCUGCCACAGGCCUUCCCCAGGAGGAACUUGGUGCAAGAGGCCAGGGACACCAUUGUAGGCACCUUACAGGCCUGUCAUGGCUGUGUGCCUGACCUUGCCCUGGUGCUUCGCGAUUGCCAGCCACCCUUGCCAGGAACCAAGCCCAGGGACCCUGAGGGACGAAGGAUGACACCCUCCUGGAUCAACAGCCCUGAGCAGGCCCCAGGAGAGGGGCAGCAGAGGAGGAGACGGGGGGCAAAGGAGCUCAACUUCAACAUGGGUCACGCCUCCAGCACUCCCACUGCACACAGGGCAAGCCUGGCACCACCAAGGGGCCCCUGGCCGCCCCCCUUGCCUUCAUUACCUUCACCAUCUGGGGCAACCUGGAGUCCCCCAACAGCCUUUGACCUGCUGAAAAGCAUCUGGCUGGUAGCCACGCCACCCCCUCCCCGGCCCCCACCCCCUCCCCGGGGGAUCGGCCCUCCACAGCCCCUGCCUCAGCCGCCAUCUCCUUUGUUGUGCAGAACCUCGGCCCUAGACUGGAGCCCCAGCCCCCCUGCCUCGCUGCCCAGUCUUUCCUGGGUGGUAGCCCAGAGCAGCCCUGAGGCCUGGUCCUUUCCACCCAUGAGACUGUACUGA